AAAAAGCCAACGGGUUGUAUGCACGGGUGGCAACCAUAGCCGACCGCCAGCUGGAGGUAUGCAUGCGGUUGGGUGCAAAGCGACCUGGAUUGUCUCACUUGGGAGCCUCCUCGCCCCUCCUGCACCUCCCUCCCGCAGGAAGGGCUUUCAUCGACCAUGUUCCUGCUGGUCCGCGCUGCAGCGAACAAAUCUAUUGUUCGAGUGCGCGCCGCAGAUGACGCUGGUUCGUCGCCGCUAUAGCCUGUCUGGGUUGCUGCCUCUCACUCCCUGUCGGCUCUGGUCGUCGCGUGCAUACACCGCACCCUGUGUAUCCCUGAUCUCGAGGUUUCGCUGACGCAAGAAAACAGAACCCAGCAUAGAGUGACUUGAUCCUGCAGUCUAUAGCCCGCCCUUCUUUUCGCUUCACACAACGUUCCUUCGCUUCAUUCAUCUCAGUCUACCGGCCGUUCGUUUCGCUUCGAGAUCCCCUCUCCCACC
Aspergillus aculeatinus CBS 121060 is the source of this 477-nucleotide messenger RNA. RefSeq lists its product as uncharacterized. Lineage: Eukaryota; Fungi; Ascomycota; Eurotiomycetes; Eurotiales; Aspergillaceae. The record is from RefSeq and is a predicted model, not a curated record. The coding region runs from base 59 to 334 and encodes 91 amino acids. The transcript has a single exon.